UUGAGUGAAGCGGCGGUUAAAGAGCCGUGCAUGCUGAAAAUACGGUCUGCGUAGCAUAGCCGGAAAUUGAUGCACUAGCUGUGACACAGUACCCAAGUGCAAGGGUUGAAUUUUUCACUCGAACGACGUAGAAAAUACACAGUGGAGAGGGUUUUGCAGAUUAUAAUAUGGGCGUUUCUUGUUGUUUCUGAAGUGCUGCUCUCGCUUCCACGCUGGGAGGAACAUGGCCGACUCCGACUGCUUUAUCACCUCUAGCCUGGACAUGGUACAAGCAGAACCGUGCGGGACAAAUGAUGCUAAGGCAUCAGCCAAGACAGCGGGAAAAGUGGUGGUGUUUGACUGUCGUCGAGAAAACAGUGUCGUCUCUCAGAAGGUCUUGGACAUCCAGGGCAUGGGUUUCACUGAUUUUCUGAGAGCUCUCUCAAAGGAGUUUUCCAUUUCCUCAGAUGAAAGGUUUGUGUUGACAACAACAGACAGGAAGGAAAUCAAUGCAGGGAAAUUUGCAAAGCUAAAAGAUGGAAGUACUUUGCACAUGCUUCAUUCUGUCGAUCAAGUCCUGCCAGGGUCCACAAAGGAACGCAUCCUCUUUCUGCCACAUUAUGACACACUCAUCCAAAGUGGCAUGUAUGAGUACUAUGCAAGCGAAGGGCAGAAAUCAUUACCUUAUGCCUUUGCGGAACUCAUUGAUAAUGCGUUGUCAGCAACUGCAAAAAAUGAUGGUGUCAGGACAAUAGACAUUAGACUGUUGUUUGAUGAAUCUCAGGGCAAGCCUGCGGUAGUUGUGGUAGACAAUGGUUGUGGAAUGACAUCCAAGCAACUCAACAACUGGGCUGUUUACAGGCUGUCCAAGUUCACCAGAGAGAGCAGUGAGUUUGAAAGCAAUUCUAUAGACUAUGUUCGACCUGCCCCAGUUCCUCGUAGUCUGAACAGUGAUAUAUCUUACUUUGGAGUUGGAGGAAAGCAGGCUGUAUUCUACAUAGGACAGUCAACCAGAAUGAUCACCAAACCUGUGGGAUCCAUGGAUGUUCAUGAGCUUCUUCUGUCAAAAGAGGAGUUUGAAAAAAAGGAGAAGAAUAAACAGGAGAUUUAUGAAGGUUUCAUUCUGAACAGAAAGCCAGGUGACUCUUCCCACAUUUCCAGUGAGGAUGAGCGCUUUCUUCACAGCCUCAUUUCAGAAGAGAUUGGUAAAGACCACUUCACCGCUGUGGUGGUGACUGGAAUCCAGCCAGAGCACAUAGCAUUCCUGAGGGCAGACUUUCACCUGUGGACGAGAGAGCUAGCGCAUGUGUAUCAUUAUUAUGUACAUGGACUACAAGGAAAUGACUUGAACUCCUCAGACAGAAAUGCUGAUACUGUGAACAUUGAUAUUCAGAUAUCCUUGCUGGAGAAGCUGAAGAUACCAAGGACCAUAAAUCUCAGAGAGAUCAAUAAUGAUAUGCAGACACUGUACAUCACGUCCUCUGUCGACUCUUUCGAGUUCAAGGUGCAAGUGGAGGGGGAGGGCAGUGUGGAAGGGAUCAUUAGAUACCACCCCUUCCUUUAUGAUAAGGAAACCUACCCAAAGGAUCCAUACGCCAUACCAAUUUCACCAGAAGAAGAGGAUGAGGACUGUGUCAUUAUUAACCAGGAUGGAAGGGGCAAGAGACCUAUUUUCGAGUGCUUCUGGAAUGGCCGACUGAUACCUUACACAACUGUGGCAGAAUUUGACUGGUGCGCUCGGCCCAAAAAGUCAGGGCCCGUACCCGCAGAGUGUUACAGCAGGAUCUCGGGCGUUCUGUUCACCAACGAUAAGUUCCAGGUCAGCACCAACAAGCUGACCUUCAUGGACCUGGAGCUGCAGCUCAGAGGCAAACAGACCAUCUUCACACGGAUCGUCAAUGGGCAGGAACAAAGAGUGAAGAUUCAGAAAGAAUUCACACAGUGGCUUAAAGGAUGUCAUGAGAAGUGGGACAAGCAGGUGAAGUUUUCAGGGUUUAAAGGCAUCAUGACAAGGACUGACGUUGCAACAAAAAAGUUGCAGUCUCCGUGGGCAAGGUUUAACGCCAUCGAGUGGGAUGGAAAAACCUACAAAGCCGGUCAAUAUGUGAAAUCCCAAAAAACCCAUCCUAUUUUAUUUGGAACAAUUGUCCAGUUUCUUCUCUAUGGUGAUCAUGAUGGAGAUGUGCAUUCAACUGGAGGUCAGGUCCAAAUUGCCAUGGAGCCUAAGGCAGUUUAUGAUGAGGUGCGGACGAUUCCAAUCUCAAAGAUUGACAGAGGGGCUACCCUCGCAGCCAUCAGGAAGUACAUGGAUGACGAACUGGCAAAGCUUCCAGACAGGCUGAAGGUAACAUGGCCAGAGGGAAAUGAGUGGGCCCAGAUGGAAACACGGCAGGCAGGGACGCCAUUUGGUCCAAUCCAAGUGGAGAUCCUAAACAAGAAAGGGGAAUCGAUGACAAGGAUGCCAGGACCCAAUCACACUGCAUCAAAGAAACUUCUCAUUGAAUUAAAGGUUAUUUGGCAUUCCCCUACUGGUGACGUUGAAACAAACUCUCACGUCUGUCAACACGGCGGGAAAUGGGCCUAUUGGUUUAAAACGAUGGAGAAUCUAAACAAAUUGGGAAAAUACACGCUGCACCUGCAGACAGUGAUGAAUGAGAAUAAUGCCAGUGUCUGUGCUGGAGAGCCGCUGCCAUCUUGGAAAUUAGAGUUCUCCAUACGUGAGGGGUGUCCUGAGAGGUUUAUGGUGGCAGCAAUUUGCACCCCUUUCCACGUGGGCGAGCCGUUCAGCAUUUCGAUGGAGCUUUUUGACGAAUUUGGGAACCCUGCACGGCCGCCUCCUGACCUUAAGCCAGUUCUAGAGUGUAGUGCAUUAGACAUCAGUUAUGAGGACACUGCAGCAAAAGGAACCACUUUUAUCAUUAAAGGUGUCAAAGCCAAAGGCCCUGUGAAGAGCUUUCAGGGGAAGACCUAUAAUGUGAAGGUUAUCUUGCCUGGCCUGAAACAGAAUUCUCAGACACUGAAAAUAAUUCUUCUUCCUGGUCAGCCGCAUAUUCUCAGAGUUAAGCCUGACUCCGGCGAAAUAUCAGUUGAAAAUGGAACGGCCAUCAUGUUCCAAGUGGAGGUGCAAGACGAAGCAGGAAACAUUACAACUCAUCCGAAGCUCAUAGUACGGUGUCGGUUGCUGGGCGCAUCGAACCUGCCCGUGGAAGCAGUGGACUGCUGCAAUACUGGAACUGGAUCCUUAAUGGAUAAGCCAUUGUAUAUUAAGAACAUCCAGACAGAACAGACCAUAACGGCGAAAUUUGACAUCCCGAGUCUCAAGAACAUCGAAGUGGUGGAAAGGACUUUGAGGAUCACUCCUAGCAGCCGGGUGGCCAGGUUGGAGAUAUUCAGUCAAGAGGGAGAAAAUGUCAUGGUUCUUGAAGACAAGGAGAAGAUCGGCUGGACUGCUGGAGAUACACUGGAACACCUCCACUUUCGAUUGUUUGAUGAAGGAAACCGAAAUGUGCCCAUUACGGCCAGUCUAGCAAAGAAGAUCAAGGUGAAUUGGAGGGCAGAUCUGUAUAUUGAAGAUCUACAAAAAGGAAAACUACCCAAUGUUCAAAUUGCCAAUUUGGUGAAAGAUGAUCAUUUCUAUCAAGUUUCAUUCCAGGAUGAAAACAAGUCUGUGGAGUGUUCUUUCACUAUAACGCCUCGUGCAGACGAGCCGAAACGCAUGAAGGCCACGCUGAAGUGUGAGACCUCUGUAAGGAUGGGAGAGGUGUUGCCUGGGCAGAUCCAUUUGGAGGUUGUGGACCAGUAUGGAAAUAAAACCCAGGCCUUGACUUCGGCUUGUGUGAACUCCUUUGGGGUGUCUGCAGAAGGUCUCGAUAAAUCACAGUUGAAAAUCUCAUGGCAGGAAAGUAUCCAAGUGAUAAUGGUGGAAGGGGUGAAGUUUCAUCCUGGCAAGCCAGGAUCCAGAGAGCUGUGCUUCGCCUGGAGAGACUUCGCAGAGUAUGUGCGCGUAAAUGUGAUUGCUGGACCGCCAGCGCAGCUCCAGCUUGUUGACGGCCCUGAGGAGCCUCUGCAGGUCUUCAAUGGGAAGGACCUCGAGAAGCCUUUCAUUGUUCAACUGUGUGAUGCAUGGAAAAACCCCUCGCCCGAUCCACGAGUCAUCAUCUCUCUAAAGCCCUCAGCAACCGCCUUAAAGAUUAAACCCUCUCCGACUUCACAGUCAGUAGACAGAGAUGGAAGAGCCAGCUUCACUGUGUGCCAAGUGACAGCACCCAAGGGAGAGUACGGCCUGGAGUUUAAAGGCUCAUUAAAUAAGCAAUCCAUCCCGGGACCUGUGGUGAAACUAAAAGUACUCCCAGAUCCUAACAAACCUGUCAAACUUGUGGUAAGCUACAAUGCAGAUGCAGCAUUCCCUGCCGGAGGUUUCUUAACAGUGUUUUCCGUGAUGGUGGAGUCGGAAGAUGGUGGUGCGGUAAAGAAUCUAAGCCCAGCCUCCAUAUCAAUGCUCAUGUGGAAGGGCGAGUCAUUUGGGCCCAGGCCGCCACCGGGUGCUUCAACACUCAAGUGCAGUAAACCCAAGGACACAGAGAAGGUCGACUGUUUUUACUUCAGAGACAAAAUAAUCCCAGAUCGUGUUGGAAAGUACACAAUUCAGUUCGUAUUUUGUGUGGAGAAAAAUCAAUGUCUAUGGAGCAAUCAGUAUAUUAUAAAUGUGGUGCCAAACGAUCCAGUGAAAUUGAUGCCAGAUAUCCAGCCAGCAACCCCAGUUGUUUCCAAUAUCAACGCCAUCGAGAGUCGGUUCCUGAUACGGAGCUUGCCUCUUAUGAUAAUGGAUGAGUAUGACAACCCAGCUGGCACGGACAUGAAUGGGAAGGUGGUGGUCUCCAUCAAGAGCUCCAACAGCAGCCAGAAGGAGCUUCCACUCUUUCAGGGGAAGACCAAAACCAUGCAGUUCACCCUCUCUAAGGGCGUGGCUUUGAUCACGAAUCUUGCAAUCAUGGAAAACUGCCCAGGCACCGACGGAACAGAGUAUAUCUUGCACUUCAAACCAAUUGUCCCUGGUUUCAAGCAAGGGAAAGCUUUGCGACCGUUUGAGCUUCCCUUCAUGUUUUACAAUGAUUCCAAGAAUCAGCAGCAAAUGGCCACUUUGACUAAAGAAAAGGACCGGCUGUCUUUAUCUAUUGUUGCUUACAGAAGUUUGUUUGACACAAACAAUCAACUGAUCUCAGAGUUAAAAGGUCAGCUUCAAGAUGCAGUCAACAGGGAGGUGCUUCUGAAAUCUGAAAUCAGGAAAAUUCAGAUAAAUAUCACAGGGCUUGGAACUAUGGAAUCAGUUGAAGCCCUCAUCAAAGAGAAGAUGGCUGAACAGGAGAGAAUUUCGCAACAGCCUCGAAGGACGUGCACCAUCCCCGAUGUUUUCAAGGGCAACCCAGAUGUCCUUGGAAAGGUCGCUCACCUAGCGCAGGUCGAGGAUAACGAUGCGGCGAGGGUCAUCUCCUGGCACCUGUCCGGUGAUAUGGACUGUGUGGUAACCGUGACAACGGAAGCAGCUCGACAAAUCUAUAACGACACCCAGGGCAGACAGCAGGUGAUGCCCUUGGAGACUAUCUUCUGGAGGAGCACCAACAGGCCCCUGCCUCAUAUAAGGAAUGGAUUGAGCACCUUUCCACCUGUUGGAAAUCCUGUGUUUGUUCGUGAUCUCCUGAUUUUCCCGAAUCACGCAGAGCGCUGUCAGAUUGUAUUUGGAAAUCUUCUGGGAGAUACCAUUUUGAUUGACGACCUGGAUUCAGCUAACCACUAUCGGAAGGGGGUUGUCCAAAAUAAAAUGCAGUGCCCUACUCUGCUGACGAGACAAGGCGAGCGAAUACGCAGUAACGGGAAGUUUGGCGGCUUGCAGAACAAGGCUCCGUCCAUUGAAAAACUACGAGGGCAAGUGUUUGGAGCACCCCUUCCAAAACAGUAUUACACACUCUGCACGCAAAUCGAGCUCCUUCAGCAGUAUUGCAUUGCCAAGAUGAAGUACAGACAAGUGAAGGAAGACUACGAGAUUCACAUGCAAUACAUGAAGUCUCCAGAUAUGGUUCAAAAGGAGAAGGAGAUGAAGGAACAGGAGGACCAGCUCAAAGACAUAGAGCUCAAACUCGGUAUGACUCCAACCAGUAGGAGGGAUCAUUCUGGAAUGAAGCGUGUGAUGCAGGAGUCUGGGGAACAUUCUGAAAUAGCCUCAAAAAGAACACGUCGGGGGGACAAGGCUCCUCCCAUGGAUGACAUAGCAUCUCCUGGAAGAAUGACAAGGAAACGGGUGUCUUGAUAGCACCUGCAUGAACUUUGUUUUUUCUUCUUCUGUGUUCCUGCUAU
This is a messenger RNA of Megalops cyprinoides (Indo-Pacific tarpon), 6330 nucleotides long. It is a transcript of the gene smchd1, whose product is annotated as structural maintenance of chromosomes flexible hinge domain containing 1. Gene Ontology annotation, cellular component: chromosome. Gene Ontology annotation, molecular function: protein binding; ATP binding. NCBI's taxonomy places the organism in Eukaryota, Metazoa, Chordata, Actinopteri, Elopiformes, Megalopidae. Gene Ontology annotation, biological process: double-strand break repair; chromosome organization. The record is from RefSeq and is a predicted model, not a curated record. Bases 224 to 6283 code for a protein of 2019 amino acids. The transcript has 48 exons.